AUGGAAGGGUUCCCAUUCGAACCGGAUUACCCCCCGGACCCCGACCACCUGUGGAGGUGGAACAUGCUCUUGUUUGUGGACGAGACCUAUCGAACCUGGUUGCCCAUCAUCAUCAAGGUACACCUCGUGAGCCCUGGGCGGGCCCUGCCUGCAAGUGAGCCUCGGCCCAGCCCCUCGAGUUCCUCGGGCCCAGAGGAGCCUCUCCUGUCCCGCAUGAUGGAGGGUAGCCUCCAGGUGCUCAUGCGCCAGGAAGACUACCCCUUGGAUAACCCUCUGAGUCCCACUGAGAUGACUCCGAGCCUCCUGCCUUUGUUGUAUCAGCUGUACCCUGAAAGAAGAUACCGAGGCUCAGACUCCAGCCUCUGGCGCAUAGUGUACCACAUCGAGUACAACAGGGUAGAGGACAUGCUCCUGGAAAUGCUGCCGACCCCUGAAUGA
Messenger RNA from Marmota monax (woodchuck), 438 nucleotides. It is a transcript of the gene Tcl1a, whose product is annotated as TCL1 family AKT coactivator A. The coding region runs from base 1 to 438 and encodes 145 amino acids. NCBI's taxonomy places the organism in Eukaryota, Metazoa, Chordata, Mammalia, Rodentia, Sciuridae. Gene Ontology annotation, molecular function: protein serine/threonine kinase activator activity. Gene Ontology annotation, biological process: positive regulation of peptidyl-serine phosphorylation. The transcript is spliced from 3 exons. The record is from RefSeq and is a predicted model, not a curated record.